Messenger RNA from Myripristis murdjan (pinecone soldierfish), 1893 nucleotides. It is a transcript of the gene lcat, whose product is annotated as lecithin-cholesterol acyltransferase. The record is from RefSeq and is a predicted model, not a curated record. The transcript is spliced from 8 exons. Gene Ontology annotation, biological process: lipid metabolic process. NCBI's taxonomy places the organism in Eukaryota, Metazoa, Chordata, Actinopteri, Holocentriformes, Holocentridae. The coding region runs from base 151 to 1458 and encodes 435 amino acids.
GAGGACGGCUCCCCUGCGGAGCUGACAGACCGGCAGUCUGGAUGGGAAGAGGGCAGUUCAGCACUCACGCAUUAAAGGCCGUGUGCAUCCUGACCCACUGAGACAAAGACAAAGCGAAGCGCCUGCUUUGCCACAGCUGCAGGAGGAAACAUGGGACCGACAGGACGCUGCUGCCUGGCACUGCUCUCAAUAUUUCUGCUGGGCCUUCAUCACGCCUCAGCUUUCUGGCUCGUCGACGUCCUCUUCCCCCCCAGCGCCAAGCCCAGGGCAUCGGGCAACAGCAGCACUCCGCCGCUCAUCAUCGUGCCAGGGAACCUUGGAAACCGUCUGGAAGCAAAGAUAGACAAGCCAGCGCUGGUCCACUGGAUGUGCUACAAGAAAACUGAGCACUGGUUUCCCCUGUGGAUAGACCUCAACAUGCUCAUGCCCAUAGGUGUAGACUGCUGGAUUGACAACAUUAGGAUUGUUUACAACAGGACAACUCGGCGGACAUCCAACUCACCAGGGGUGGAGGUGCGGGUGCCAGGAUUUGGCCAGACGUAUCCCAUUGAGUUCCUAGACUACAACAGACUGACUGGUUAUUUUCACACUAUGGUGGAACAUCUAGUCAACGUGGGCUAUAUUCGCAAUGAGACGGUCCGAGGAGCGCCAUAUGACUGGAGAGUGGCUCCUAAUGAGAAUGGAGAGUAUUUAUCUCGGCUGCAGGACCUGGUGGAGGAGAUGUACGACCAGUACCAGCAGCCUGUCUACCUGCUGGGCCACAGCAUGGGCUGCCAUUAUGUCCUCUACUUCCUCAAUCACCAGCCUCAAGCCUGGAAGGACAAAUACAUUAAAGGCUUCAUCUCCCUGGGAGCUCCUUGGGGGGGAGCUGUUAAAACACUUAGGGUCAUUGCAUCAGGUGAAAACGACGGCAUCCCAAUGAUUUCCAACAUCAAGAUCCGCGAAGAGCAAAGGAUGACAACAACUAAUCCCUGGAUGCUGCCAUAUGACAAUGCCUGGCCCAAAGACCAUGUAUUCAUCUCCACACCAUCCUUCAAUUACACCAGCAAGGACUACCAGCGCUUCUUCAAGGACAUUGAUUUUGAGGAUGGCUGGUACAUGUGGGAGGACACCAAGAACCUGACUGCUGACCUGAAGCCCCCCGGCGUCGAGGUGUGGUGCAUGUACGGUGUGGGGCUCCCAACUCCAGUGACAUAUAUUUAUGACGAGGAAUUUCCCAAUGCGGAUCCAGUGGACAUUGUUUAUGCUGACGGCGACGACACAGUAGACAGCUUCAGCAUGAGUCUGUGUAAGCGCUGGGAGGGGCGGCAGGAUGAGCCAGUCCAUGUGACAGAGUUCAGAGGGAUGCCCCAUCUGGAGAUGGUGUUCCAUGAGAAGGUGCUCAGCCAAAUCCAGCACAUUCUGGAGGGCAACUCAGACACCCCCAAAGAAGUGGACUGUAGACCGGGACAGAUAUAGCAGAUAAAUGCAUUUCGACAUUUGGAGGAACAAAACACAAGAAGUGCUCGAUUUUUAUGUUACCAGCAACAUGUUUUUAUUAUUUAACACCUUAAACUUUGUCCAGGUUUUAUUAGCACCUCUGUACAAGCCAAUAAAGUGCAAUCUGUUGAAAGCCUGGCUACUCUGGACUAGCACAUGGUCUAACCCGGAGCCCUCGGCCCCUAACCUUGAUCCCUAAUCUAAAGCCUGGUGACUGUCAGUGUGGUCUUGACCCUGACUUUUUUCCCUCUGAUAGUGGCAUUUCAGUGAUGUGAUCUACGGUGGAUGCAGUGACGUCCAUUAUUGUUGUUGUUGUUGUUGUGAUCAUUGUUAUUAUUUUAAAGGUGUAUCUUCUCUUAUAUUUUACAUUUCACAAUUUGUGUGUCAAUAAAUGUCAAAAUCAGUGUUUUAUGG